UAAAAACCUGAACAGGAGCAUGUGAUUGGACAGAGUAUGUGUCAGUCAUUGGCCAUAUGGGAAGUCCAACGUUAGGUAGCCCCGCCUCCUGCACACUGGCAGCCGCUGUAGCUAGCAGCAGAGCUAACGUUAGUUCGGAUGCUCACAUUGAAUGAAUGUCGGUGUAACGUUAGCAGGCUGUUGCCACCAGCAACUGGGAAUAUCUCCUCACCGUCAAGUUAUCUUAUAUAGGCACUUGGUGAGACUGUAUUAGCAUCGACCAUUUUACACGUUGGUCGAAAGACGGGUUCAGGGACAUUUGUGGAAGGGGAAGGACCAUUGCCUGUGUGUGGCAAUGCAGCGGGUCACGGCGCAGCUCGUCGCCGGGCUGGUUGCAGCGGUGCUGUCGCUGCUGGCAGAUCAGUGCUGGGCGGACGGCGGGGGCCUCAGCCUAGCAGAACGGGUCAUCUGGGCUGUCAACUGCGGGGGUGAAUCGCAUGUAGACGUGCACGGUAUUCACUUCAAAAAGGACCCGUUGGAAGGAAAACUUGGCAAAGCAUCUGAUUAUGGCGUUCGUCUGCCAAUACUGCGCUCCAGUCAAGAGGACCAGAUUCUGUAUCAGACGGAGCGCUACAAUGAGGACACUUUUGGAUAUGAUAUCCCUAUACGCGAGGAAGGAGACUAUAUACUAGUUAUGAAGUAUGCAGAAGUUUACUUCGCCCAGUCACAGCAAAAGGUGUUUGACGUCCGUCUAAGCGGCCAUGUGGUGGUGAAGGACCUAGAUAUCUUUGAGCGAGUUGGUCACAGUACCGCUCAUGAUGAGAUAGUGCCCUUUUCUAUUCGACGUGGCAAGCUGAGUGUGCAAGGAGAGGUGUCCACUUUCAACGGCAAGCUCACUGUGGAGUUUGUAAAGGGUUAUUAUGACAACCCCAAGGUCUGCGCUCUCUAUGUAAUGAAGGGGACAUUAGAAGAUGUGCCAAAACUUCAGCCUCACCCUGGCUUGGAGAAGCACGAGGAAGAGGAGGAAGAAGAGGAGGAUAGUGAGCCCGGCGAGGAAGGUGGGAAGAAAAAGGUCCCACCAGGUUCCAAGACCAGGGUCCAGUCAGGGCCCCGAACACCAAACCCAUACGCAGCAGACAACAGCAGCCUCAUGUUUCCCAUCCUUGUGGCGUUCGGGGUGUUCAUCCCUACACUGUUCUGCCUCUGUCGGCUGUGAGCUACAACUAGCGAUCGAGGGGACGUCGAGCAGACGAGACGGAGUGAGACUAUGGAGAGGGAGAAGGGGGUGGUGGGGGGUGUGGGGGGGGAGGUAUACAGGUAAAGGCAUACACACAGGAGGGAGCGUGGAGAAAAUCUUGACAACGGAGGGGGGAAAAAGAGACAAUAACUUUUCAGAAAGCCACUUUGCGACGAAGCAAAUGCUGCUGUUUAGCAAAGAACAGGAGAUGUAGGAAGUGUAUGCUGUGCGCUUCUUUGUGAAUGUGUUUCGCGUCCACCUCUGCUGACAGUUUUGAACUAUGUUAGUCAUUUCCACUCAGAGACAGUGCAGGAUUUACAGAUGCCAGUCUUCACGGUUUGAAACCACAUUUCAGCAACUCUGGGGUGCUCAGGAGUGAUUGUUCUGGGCCUGUUUUAUAAACUAAAAGCAUUGUUUUCUACUGGGUGUGGCAAGGAAGCACACUCUGUUUAACACUCCUGCUCCGCAUCUGGUCAGACGUGGUCCCUAAAAUUGGAAAUGGUGCUGCUUAGAAAUUGGUUGAGUAGUUAGUGGAUAUACAGCUGCCAUUUGAGAGGCUCCCAUUUUUCUCAACUUGCAUUUUUAUAUCUUUCCACUCGGAUGUAGUUAGUCCUUUGUUGACGUGCCAUCGUCUUCUUGCCAUACGUUGUUGAAAGAAAAAAUAACUUGUCGUCGAAACCAGCUCUGUAGCUGGCGGGAUUGUUUGCUGUUUAAGUCGGCUUGCCUUUUUAUAUAAGUUGUUUUUCCCAAAUCUGUUGAUGCUGUGUGGUAGCGCAUGAUGGACUUAUUUGGCAUUGUUUCAUCAAACACUGAUUCAAGGCCAUUAAACGCGUCUUCAACAGUGAUCACAAAAUCUUUUGUACUUUUACUUUUUUUUUUUUUUUUUUUUUAAAGAAAUGAUCCAUUUUAAAGUUCAAACAUUACAAAGUGAGAAUGUGGAACAGAGACACCAGAGUCUAACCUUAUGCUGUGAAGUGCUGAAGCUAAAGUGAGUCAGGAUCUUUACAUGAGCUUUGCCAUCUCUAUUCAGUUAUUAAGUAUGCAUGCCUGCCUCUUUGUUUAACCAAAGAAUGUCUUUUUUUUAAAUUUGUUGGAAAAAGAAAACUUGGUGGCUUGUUUUAAUUUGACAAACGGCUUGAGGCCUCUGUGGCAAGUGGUUGAAAUUGGCGAUAUGUGGACAUACAGUACUCCUCUUACCCAAAUCUGAUUCAGAGGAAUAGAGCGUUGGGCAUGUUUUAUAUCGGCAGCUAACUGGGUGGACGGUUGUCAUUUUUCUUUCUUCAUAAAUUAGUGUUUUUGAUUUCACACGGUAUGCUGUGUUGACUCUGAUGGGCGUCAGUCCUGGGAGAGAACAGGUCGCUGCAGCUCCAUGUUGAUGUAAUGAACCCUAAAGAGUCUGUGCCGGUCAAUGCACUCGUUUCAAACAUCCCUAAAGUUGCUCUGUGCGGCACCACAAGUUCAUCCACCUGCAGUCAGAGAUGCGAAAGCACAACAUCGGUGUAAGUAGAGAAUCAAAUGUUUACUCGAAGUUAUAAACCAACAAUUAUCGCAUUUUCCAAAAUCUUCACUCAGCCUUUUCAAAUCUGUUGUCUUAAAACUUUUUAAUGUGGACUGUACCAUUUUGUUAAUUAAGUGUGAACUUUUCAGUGCAAUUACGCUACUUGUUCUGGUCCUUUUGAAUUGAUUGAGCAAACUGGGGACACAUCCAUUUUUUUUUUAUUUUUUUUUUUCUCUAUUUCAAUCUAAAAUGUAAGCCUUUUUUCCUACAUGGCCACAUUAUCAGACUCUUCUUCUACUGUGUUUUUAGUCUCAGCUUUUGGACAAUGAGAUCCCUUUUUGCUUUCCAUGCGUUCUGAAAAGCCGCUUCGUUCCUCAGUUUUAAUGAAGUUGAGUUGUGAACCCUCCUCUUUAUGUAUCUAGUUACAUCCCUUACGUGCGUAGCUCGACUCCAAGGAUGAUUUAGUAACUUUACCUGUUUCAUUAAUGCUAAUGUCUCCCAACAACCCUUUGCCAGUAGUGCUGUUGCUAUAUGCAGUGCUUUGAAAGCGGUUGAUAAUUCAGUUGUGGAUCCUUCCUCACUCCUCGAGUCUCCUUCCCAUUUUGAUUGGCCAGAAAACAUUUGGUCAAUUGUUGGUGUUUUGAGUUGCUUUCUCCUUGAUUUUUAUUUUGAAGAUGUAAACUCAACUCGUAUUUAAGACAUACAAGCACUUUUGUUUUUCUUCUGAAAAGAUGCAACAUUUUCAUUUAAUUCAGCACCAAAGUCACCGUGUUCUGUUCCUCUGCCAGUCUACACAGUGUCGUGUGUGUGUGUGUGUAUAUAAGGUACUAAAUCACACUUUUAUCGUGUGACGACUGUUUUGUUCUCCUCUCUAUUGUGCCGUAGCUGAGCUGUUCGGGUUUCUUUGAUUAUCUGAUGACAACUUUGUGGCCUUUCUUCUGGGGGAGGAACGGUUGCCGGUACAGAGUUUAACUUUUUUUUUUUUUUUUUUUUUUUAAGGUGCAGUCUGUUAAACUGACUGUCAGAAAGUCAAAUAAAUGAGAUUAUGUCUGAAAAUAUGGGUUCUUCCAAUCUAUUAUAUAUAAUUUAAAUCAGAGUGGGGCUGAUCUGGAGAUAUUUUAUAAUGCGCUUGGAUUUGUAUGUUUGAAUUUUUUUCCUCAGGAUCUAUUUUGUUUUGAGUUUUUAAAACUUGAUAUUUUAUUGGUGUGACAUUUUGCACUGCCUCAUGUAUUUUAAGAUCAUGUCAUUUUUGUGUGUUUGUCUUUGUUGCCUUGAAUUAUUGAAUACAUUGUGCUUUACUAUCAUUCACCUUGAGGUUGCUCUUUUGUUGGCUUGUAUCAAAUUCGCCUCUUUUCUUCUUCUUGUCAAAACACACUUUUCUGGGCUAGAUCUUCAUUCCACAGAAACAAGUCUUGGUUGGAGUAAAGGGCAUCUGUCAGAAGUAUAUCUUGAAACUCAACUUUUUUGGGAGCAAAGCCAGUCAAAAACAAAAGAUACAGUUAAUAGACAGUAGGAGAAUUGUGUGAAAUAUCCAGCACUUGUUUGUCUAUUUAGCUCCUCACUAGCCUGUGUUGGACCUGUUACUGUCAAUACAUCUCAUAACUUAAUGAACUAGAGUGGAAUGAAGAUCUGCUCUGUUUUUGUUUUGUUUUUCACACAAGAACCAAAGAAUUGCCGCCAUUCCAUCAUAAUUCUUUAACAGAGUCACCUGACGUGACGCUGAAGGUUCUUCUUUUCUUCUUUUUUCUCUCGUCUGGUAAAGCAGUGUUGUCAUCAGAUUUGUUGUCCCCAUUAAUUAUUCCCUGCCAUGACACCCAAUUGUCUUGAAAUGUCCAUCCUAAAAAAGUAAUGUUAAUUAAUCUGUGAUAAUUGUAAAUUUCUUUGAGUUGACCAUCUCUAGCUUGUUGCCAUUUCUCCUCAUUUUUAAAGCAACUGAACAUGAGGUGAAUUUAAACUGAGACAAAUUUGAACAGCAAAACAUCUGCCCACGUGUCCACCGUCCAGGCAGCCGACCCCACAAACACAAACAUCGAGGUCUGAAAGCCAUUGAUCACACAGUGCGAGUGUGUGAGACAGUGAGUGUGUGCUUAAAUAUGAGUCCUACUGUAUACAUAUACAUGUGUUUGAUAUGAGUGCUCUUCUGGGGGCUGUAAGCAGCAGCAGGUGGGCUGAGAAAUGUAUUCGAGACCCCUGAUCUUACUCUGAUGUGGCAUAUAUCUGAAAUGGGAAAGGCUGAUAAAUGCUGUCUCUUUUUAAUAAAUGUGCUAUUUUAUCAGAAUGUGGUGCUGCUGUUUUUCCACUCAGACACCCCUGAGGUCCCGUUGAGUACUUUGUGAGGUGGCAUGUGACUCCACAGCAUCCAAAGUCUGGAUGAGCAUUUUGGAACUGUGCGACUUAAAAACUAUCGUCUAAUAUUUCCUGUAGUCACAGCAAAGUUCAGCAGGCGCACAGCACAUGUGCGAGCCCCUUGUUUAUCCAGGUGUGUUUUUUUCCACCGUUUCCCACAAACUGAAUACCUCUUUAAAUAGAAGCACAUAUCUAAAAGGUAUUGGGACCAGAAUAUCCAAAAGAGGAACACAGCUAAACAAAGACUGAAUUAUGUCCAUGAACAGAAAUGGCCUCACACUUGAUACACGAGGCAUUGUUAGAUCAAGCUUUAAUAACCAAAGAACUCCAUAAAGUUACAGUAUAUCAUAUUGACUAUUAACAUAUGUGUAUAUAUAUUUAUAUUUUACAAAAAAUUACAUUUAUAAAUUAAUAGCUUUGACAUUGAAGUGCAGGAUUUCCUUGUAAGCUUUGAGGCUAUAUGUCUUUUCAGCUGGAAAAUGGAUUCACCAGAUGAAAUGUUUACAUGCAGAACACAGUCCAGUCCCAGUUUGACUUCACCGGUAGUACAG
This is a messenger RNA of Anarrhichthys ocellatus (wolf-eel), 5611 nucleotides long. RefSeq names its product malectin (gene mlec). The record is from RefSeq and is a predicted model, not a curated record. The coding region runs from base 335 to 1195 and encodes 286 amino acids. Lineage: Eukaryota; Metazoa; Chordata; Actinopteri; Perciformes; Anarhichadidae. Gene Ontology annotation, cellular component: membrane. The transcript has 6 exons. Gene Ontology annotation, molecular function: carbohydrate binding.